This is a messenger RNA of Leptopilina boulardi, 4836 nucleotides long. RefSeq lists its product as uncharacterized. Gene Ontology annotation, biological process: DNA integration. Lineage: Eukaryota; Metazoa; Arthropoda; Insecta; Hymenoptera; Figitidae. Bases 1 to 4836 code for a protein of 1611 amino acids. Gene Ontology annotation, molecular function: zinc ion binding; nucleic acid binding. The transcript is spliced from 2 exons. The record is from RefSeq and is a predicted model, not a curated record.
AUGGCGACCUAUAAUGGUAUUCCAUUACAGGACUUCGAGGAAUUCGAGGAGAACAUGCAAUUAACUCCAAACGAAAAUGUACUGCGAAGACCCUAUCAACCACGUGGUCGAGGAAAAUGGACUCCAGGACAGAACGGCAAUGGUGCCGGAAGCCAACGUAGACCCGGAGAUGACGUAUUUAACCGAAGAUUCAGCGGAGAUGCUCCCUUACAUGGCAAUCAAAAUCCCGAAAAUGUCCGAGCACGAACCGAAUUGUUCCAAGACGGUGGGGAUGACUUAGCGAAUCCAACAGAUAGCGCCGAGAACGCAGCCCCUCUUCAACCACCUCUUUUUCAACCACCCCCUCUUCAUAUACCACCUCCAGUUCAACGUAACGAGAACGUUGAUACACGCUGGGAAAACUUGAUGGCUCAUUUGAUUGAAGACGGACGACGUCGAGAUGAAAUGUUUAUGAAUCUUUGCGAACGUGUGAUGGCAAGAGAUCAAGGUCCUGUAACACCAGCACCAAAUCCAAUCCCUAAUUACCAUAUUAUGCCUGAUCUUUCGAAAAGCAUAAACGAUUUUUCAGGUGAGAUUGGAACAUCGCGUGCUAAGGAAUGGUUAGAGUCUAUUGAUAGUAUGAAAGUUUUGCAUCAAUGGCCCGACAACUUCGCACUCGAAACAGCUCGUAUGCACAUGAUAGACGGCGCACGAAGUUGGUACCAAAUAAGAAGAACCGAGUUAAUCACUUGGGAAUUGUUUCGCGCAGCUUUCACUAGAAGCUUUAUCAUUCAUGAUAAUUUACCGCAAAAAUGGAUGAGAAUGAAAGAACGUGUUCAAAGACAAAAUGAACCGUUAACGUCAUAUUAUUAUCAUAAAAUUAAAUUAUGUCGCGAAUUAAAUCUCGGAACCGCAGAAAUCAAAGAAAUGAUUUUAAUCGGUCUAUGGUCUCGAGAACUUUGCAACGCAAUGUCAGCGAAAAAUCAUACGGACGUGGACAAACUGCUCCAUGAUAUGUUAGAUUUCGAACGGAUACACUCUGAACGAGGAGAACGUAUACGUGCCAAGAAGGAUGUGAAACCAGAAAUCGCGAAGAAAGAAUCGAUCAACUUUACAAAACCACAAUCGUCGGACGAUUCGAAAAACACAAAACUGAGUUCGAAACCACCUGGUCAAGCAAAUCCAGAUCGACGACCCCCUGUCCGCAAUUCCGAAGGACAACCAAAGUGUUAUAAUUGUAAUAAUUAUGGACACAUUUCGAAAAAUUGCCCCGAUCCACCCAAGACUUUAAUGUGUAUCAAAUGUGGUGCACAGGGUCAUACUCAACGUCAUUGUCCCAAGGAUACAACGCCAGUGAAUAAGGAAGUGAAUCAGCUGGAACGAACAGAACCGGACAAUUCAGUGCGGAAGUAUAUUAAAGAGGUGAAAUUAAAUGAUAAUGCUUUGAUUGGGUUAAUUGAUACGGGUGCAGCAGAAUGCACAAUCAAAACGUCCUUGGUCGAAAAAUAUAAAUUUCCCAUUCACGAAGAAAGCAUUGUGUUAAAAAGUUUCGGUCCUCAACAUUUUUUAACAAAUUGCCCUGGUUUUGUGCAAGCACAAGUGUUGGUGGACGGAGUGACAGUGCCAAGUGUACGCUUUCUAAUUGUCCCGGAUGACAAUCAGAUGGUAGAUGUUUUGAUUGGCAGAUCAUUUACCGACUCAAAAUUAGUGGAUUACUAUAAAGUGGGUGACACGUUGACUUUUGUGAGCAGUGAAUUUGCACGUUUAGGAAAUGUCACAGUGGAGGAACCCUCUUCAAUAAAGUUCACAGUGCCGAGUGAGAUUGUGUUGCCCCCACGUUCGAUCAACUUUAUACAAGUCAUGCACAAUGAGGAUAAAUUUGUGAUCCCAGUGAUGAACGUGCAAUGUGAUCCACGCAAAUUGAAAGAAGGAGCGGUCAUCGCAGAGGCAUCGAUUAUUUCCCCACCAAUUUCUCAUGAAUCACCACCACCACUACCGAAGGAGUUGGAUCCGAUCCUACCAGAGGAAAUCGUCGUAGAGGAAAAUCUAUCAGGUGACAUUCUGAUGGAUUUAACAGGUAUUUUAAAUGAUUAUCGUACUUGUGUCGCGAAAAAUGUUUCGGAAAUUGGAUGUACUAGUUAUAUCGAGAUGGACAUUCAAGAACUUCCAAAUAGUAGACCGGUAGUGCGAAAACCAUACAUAAUGAGUGAAGAAGAACGAAAAAUGACGCGUGAAAUUUUAAAAGCAUAUCGAGAAUUAGGGUAUGUUACAGAUACAAAUUCAACGUAUGCAAGUCCAGUAUUUUUGAUUAAAAAGAAAAACGGAGAAUAUCGGCUCGUGGCAGAUUAUCGCGCGUUAAACCUUCAAACGUUAAGAAUACAUUUUCCCCUCCCGAACAUCGACGAUCAACUUUUGAGACUUGGCGAUUGCUGCUUAUUCAUCGUGUUGGAUCUCGCACAGGGAUACAUGCAAGUUCCCCUCUCAGCAGAGGCUCGAGCGAAGACCGCCUUCAUUACCCCAGACGAAUCAGGUGAAUUUACGCGCAUGAUUUUCGGCCUCAUGAACGCUCCCUUCUACUUCUCGAAAUUAAUGUCACGUGUAUUGAGCCCGCUCAGAGACGAAGGAGUUUUAUUUUAUCUCGAUGAUAUUUUGAUUACGGGAAAAGAUUGGCCGACUAUUCGAAAGCGAUUUAUUGCAGUAUUAGAAGCGUUAAAAAAGGCAGGUUUAGCAAUAAAUUUAAAAAAAUGUCAAUUUCUUUUGUCAAAAGUUUCGUAUUUGGGCUUCGAGAUUUCUGAAAAAGGAAUUCAACCGGGGAAAAAUAAGUUAGAAGCGAUUACUAAUUUUCCUACUCCCAAAAAUGUUCAUGAUGUACGACGAUUUUUAGGUCUCAUUGGAUUUUUUAGGCGAUAUAUUCACAAAUUUGCGACUAUUGCCGCCCCGUUAUAUUGUUUGUUAAAGAAUAAUCAAGUUUUCAAAUGGGAAAAAGAUCAAGAAAAUGCUUUUCGUUCGUUGAUCGACAUGUUAGUCAAAGCACCGAUUUUACAACCAUUUCAACCCGAUUUACCGACGGAAUUACACACUGAUGCCAGUGCGUUAGGAUUAGCAGCAAUGCUGAUGCAACGAAACGCAUCAAAUCAGUUACAGCUCGUGUAUGCUAUUAGUCGACGAAAUAAUGAACCCGAACGUUCUUAUCAUUCUAGUAAAUUAGAACUUCUCGCAGUUGUAUGGGCGAUAACUCGAUUUAGACGAUGGUUAAUUAACAUAAGAUUUACGGUUGUUACCGAUUGCAGUGCAUUAUUGUAUCUAAACACACAUAAAUCGAAAAAUCCGCAAAUUGUUCGCUGGUGCAAUGAACUUUCUGAAUACAAGUUUGAUGUUGUGCAUCGUCCCGGUACGAAGUUAGCGCAUGUAGAUGCACUUAGUCGCGCGCCUGUGGAAGAGGAUGAUUCAAAUAAUUUCAUGGAACAAUGUGAAGCGGAAAACGAGAGAUCAAAUUCAGAAAAAUCGGAUGUGCGAGAUUAUGAGUUAAUAAAUUCGAUUUUAUAUAAACGCGAAGGGGUAAAGAAAUUAUUUGUUGUACCGUCAGCGAUGAGAAAGAGUUUAGUUAUUCGAUAUCACGACCUUCAAAGUCACACGAGCGCGGAUCGUACAGUUGAAAAGAUUCGAGAAUUUUACUUCUUUCCGGGAAUGUAUCGUUAUGUGCGGCAACAUGUAAGAAGUUGCAUACAAUGUAUUUUGUCGAAAGCGAAAACAGGUUGUCAAGCUGGACAGUUACACCCGAUUAACCCUGGAACUAGGCCGUUUGCGAAAGUUCACGUAGAUCACGUAGGUCCAUUUGUGACAACAGCAUCGAAAAACACACACGCUUUGGUUUUAACAGAUACGUUAACGAGAUUUGUAAUUUGUAAACCAGUGAGAGAUACAAAAGCGUCAAAUGUAAUUCGCGUGUUAGAAGAUGUAAUUCUUGACUUCGGAGCACCCGAGAGAAUUAUCAGCGACCGAGGGACGUGCUUUACAUCGAAAGCUUUUUUGGAUUUUUGUAUGAAACACGGAAUCAAGCACACGGUAAAUUCCCCGAGACACCCGCAAGCAAACGGAUUGGUUGAACGCACAAAUUCAACCUUGAUUCCCGCGAUUCAAGCGAACAUUGUGCAUCGCGAAGGACGAGAUUGGGACAAGCAUCUUAAAAAAAUACAACGGGAUUUAAACGCUUCCCCCAAUAAAACUACGAAAAAGAGCCCCUUUGAAUUGGUUUAUGGCUAUAUCAAUCGUCACGAUGAAGGCCCCCUACGAAGUUUUACCAUUGAAGAUGAAAAACGCGUGUCUUCACCAAGUCAACUCCAGGAGGAGGCAAGGGUUAACAUCGAAAACGGACAACGUCGUUACAAAGAAAAAUAUGAUCAAAAACACAAUCCGAAGGUCACUUUUGCAGUUGGUGAAAUAGUUUUUAUGAAAGAUGCCCCGCAAAUCACUCACGAAUCAACGAAAUUGCAGAGAAAAUAUCGAGGUCCUUUGGUGAUAAACAAAUUAUAUCCUGGGGAUACGUACGGCGUGACCAGUUUGCAGCUAGAUUCUCGUGGACACCGAUAUGCGUCUACAGCCCAUGCAAGCCAAUUGAAAGGUUGGACUUCAAAAACCAGCAAUGAAAUUUCCGACGACGAAGAGAACGAGGAAGAACAAGAAGAGAAUCUUUCUCAACAUAGCGAAAAUUCUCCCGAAGAAAAUAAUAGCGAUAAAUUAAAUGAAAGCGUCGAUAGCGAAAAUUGUAAUGAAGUGAAUGAGAGUGAGAGUGAAAUGGUCACAAGACCCCGACGUACCGUAAGACGUCCAAAAAGAUACAACGAUUAUGUUAUGUAA